Messenger RNA from Cylicocyclus nassatus, 339 nucleotides. The record is from the annotation of a GenBank genome assembly. NCBI's taxonomy places the organism in Eukaryota, Metazoa, Nematoda, Chromadorea, Rhabditida, Strongylidae.
AUGAAAAGACUCAACGAGGAGUCUCGCUUUAUCGCCGUACUGAAGACCAUCCGUUCGAAGUUCUCACGCCAUACGUGCGAGAAAGUUGGCGAACUGAAGAAGAAGGGAGAUCCGAUGUGGACGGUUGAUGAAUUAUUGGCAGCCCUUGAUGAUCACCUACGUGCGGAUGUGGCAGAGCUCACCAUCCUGCCCUCUGCAUUGAUAGACCACGAGCGUCUUGUUACAGGCCAUCGACAUCUACCUAUUACCAUGUACCGCCUAGACGCGUCCAGUUCGAGGAAGAAGCGUGUAACUGUUGUCGGGUACAACACAGUUCACGCACACCUUCGCCGAGUGUAA